GAGAGACCAAUUCCACUUGAAUCGAUUCAAAAACCUUGUACACAGAUAGAUACACCAUUACACAUUUGAACCCUCCUGCUUCUAUAUUGAAUUCACCCAUCUUCUGAGUUGCUCUCGGUUAACGGAGACAAUGGGGUUCCCAUCUAGGGUUCAACCACAACUACCACCGUUUUGUUCAAUUUCCUUUUGGAAUUUGAUCAUCUUUGUUGGCGUCUGUAUCAUCAUGUUUCAGAAAUCCAACGCUCAAACUUUACGAACUGAUCCUUCUGAAGUAAGAGCUUUGAAUUCGAUAUUUGACCAAUGGGAUGUUCGAAUCCCGAACAACGAAUGGAACAUAAGCGGAGAACCAUGCAGCGGAACAGCACUUGGACCAGAUUUCGACAAGGAUAACGGCGUCGCGCAAAUCGAAUGCAAUUGUACCUUCGACAGCAACACCACUUGCCAUAUUACCAAAUUGAAAGUCAGUAAACUUAGCAGGAAAGGGGUUAUUCCUGAUGAACUUGCUGCUCUAACUUAUCUUACUCAUCUGAAAAUUGAUCAGAAUAACUUCACUGGUACCUUGCCAACAUUCCUUGGAAAUUUUUCUGCAAUGGUGGUCUUGUCACUUUCCCACAAUCAAUUCUCUGGUACAAUACCCAAAGAGAUUGGAAAUCUUAAAGAACUAGAUUUGCUGGCAAUUAGUUCCAAUAAUUUUUCAGGCAGUCUUCCCCCUGAACUUGGAAACCUAGUCAAAAUGCAGGGCCUAUAUAUGGACAGUUGUGGUUGUGGUGGUGAGAUUCCCCCAACAUUUGCCAACCUCCGAGAAUUACGUCACAUGUGGGCAUCAGAUAGCCCUUUUUCUGGAAAGAUACCUGCUUUUAUAGGAAACUGGACAAAAUUAUUGAGACUGAGACUUCAAGGGAAUAAUUUUGAAGGUCCUAUACCAGCUAGUUUUUCAAAUUUGACAUCAUUGACCUCUUUGCGAAUAAGUGACUUGCAGAAUUUUAGUUCAUCUCUUCACUUUAUCACCAACUUGAGGAAUCUAACUAACUUAAUUAUAAGAAAUGCAUUAGUUUCUGGUCGUAUUCCAGCCGACAUUAAUCAACUGCAAAACCUAAUUACACUGGAUUUAAGUUUCAACAAUUUAAGUGGUCCACUUCCAGAAACAUUAAUGAAUUUGACUUCCCUCAUUUCCUUGUUUCUUGGAAAUAAUAGCUUGUCUGGUUCUCUUCUUCCUGAAAAAAGUGUGAAACUUCAGAAUAUAGAUUUGUCUUAUAAUGAACUUUCUGGAUCUUUUCCUCUGUGGGUGAUUCCUUCAUUUGGAUCGGUUAAGCCGCAAUUGAAUUUGGUGGCUAAUAACUUUAAGUUUGACAACACAAACAUAAGUAUCUUUCCAGGAUUAGUUUGUCUUCAACGAGACUUUCCUUGCAAUAGGAACACAACAACACCUUAUUUCAGCUUUGCAAUCAAUUGUGGAGGUUCAGAUAUGAAGUCCAUGAAUGGCAUACAAUUCGAUGCUGAAAAUGCUACAUCACUUGGUCCCGCUUCCCAUUUUAUACAAGAAGAAAAAUGGGCUGUGAGCAAUGGGGGAAUUGUAAUUGACAGAAUUAAUAAUGACCCUUCAUUCAUACAAACUACAUCAAUCCAAGUCAACAACACAAGAUACCCUGAGCUUUUCACAACUUCAAGAAAGUCUCCAGGGUCCCUUAGAUACUAUGGUUUAGGCCUUCAAAAUGGUCCUUAUACUAUAACCUUAUUCUUUGCUGAAACUGUCUUCAAUUUAACCACCAGUGUUUGGAAGGGUCAUCCCAGGCGCCUCUUUGAUAUUUACAUCCAGGGAAAUCGCCGACAAAAGGACUUUGAUAUAUCAAAAGAAGCAGGAGGCACUGGAAGAGCUCUAGAAAAGAAUUAUGAUGUUUCAGUGACACAAAAUCAUAUUGAAAUCCAUCUUUUUUGGGCUGGAAAAGGAACUUGCUGUAUACCUGAAGAGGGAGAUUAUGGUCCGAUAAUUUCUGCCAUCAGAGUUACUCCUGGUUUCAAAGUGAAGGGUAAAUCAAAUAAAACUGGAAUGAUAAUUGGUAUCAUAGCUGGCGUGGGAUCUUUAUGCCUUGUUUUCUUAGUUUUUGGUUUAUUAUACUUGAAAAAGAGAAGGUCAAAAGAUAGGGAAGAAGAAGAUAUUUUUGGAAUGGGGCCCAAAAUAAAUACUUACACCUAUGCGGAACUGAGAACUGCAACUGCAGAUUUCAGUCGUUCAAAUAAGCUUGGUGAGGGCGGUUUUGGACCUGUUUACAAGGGGAUAUUAAAUGAUGGAAAUAUAGUAGCUGUGAAGCAACUCUCAGUAGCAUCCCACCAUGGAAGGAGUCAGUUUAUAACUGAAGUUUCAACCAUUUCAUCUGUCCAACACUGUAAUCUUGUGAGGUUACAUGGUUCUUGUAUUGAAGGAGCUAGAAGACUUCUUGUUUAUGAGUACCUUGAGAAUAAAAGCCUUGAUCAAGCACUCUUUGGGAAAACCGAUGUCCGCCUUGAUUGGCCAACACGUUUUAAUAUAUGUUUAGGAACAGCUAAAGGAUUGGCUUAUCUUCAUGAAGAAUCAAGGCCAAGAAUUGUGCAUCGCGAUGUGAAAGCAAGUAAUAUCUUACUUGAUGCCGAUUUAUCCCCCAAAAUUUCUGAUUUUGGAUUAGCAAAACUAUACGAUGAUAAAAAAACCCACAUCAGUACCCGGGUCGCAGGAACUAUUGGCUAUCUUGCACCGGAGUAUGCAAUGCGUGGGCAUUUAACAUCAAAGGCUGAUGUUUUUGGGUUUGGAGUUGUUUGUCUUGAGAUUGUUAGUGGGAGGCCGAAUUAUAAGGAGAAACUGGAUCCCGAACAGAAAUAUCUUCUACAAUGGGCAUGGAUGCUAUACGAAAACAACCAAACUCUAGACCUCAUAGACCCAUCUUUGACAUCAUUUGAUGAGCAAGAAGCUAUUCGUAUGAUAGGAAUCGCCCUCAUGUGUGUUCAAGCAUCACCAUCAUUAAGACCUGCAAUGUCACGUGUAAUCUCAAUGCUUUCAGGGGAUAUUAUCAUCAGUCCAGUCACAACAAAACCAAGUUAUUUAACCGAUUGGGAUUUCAAUGACAUCACCGACACUUUUUAUGAUGAAGAACAAAUUUCGUCUGAAACUGCAACCAUAGCAACAAAUACAACUACAUCAAUGGGUCUUGAGUCGAAUCCAUCACCUAUAAUGUCGGAGAUAUUGAACAAUGGGAGUUGUAAGAGAUGAAACGCGACAUAAUCUUCAGAUAAUGGUAACUUGUACAUUCAUUCUAUAUUUUCGUCAAUGUACGUUAUUUUUAAAUUUUUUUUAUUAGUAAGGAUGCAUGUUUUUUUUAA
This is a messenger RNA of Lactuca sativa (garden lettuce), 3351 nucleotides long. RefSeq names its product putative LRR receptor-like serine/threonine-protein kinase At1g56140. Gene Ontology annotation, molecular function: protein binding; protein kinase activity; ATP binding. Gene Ontology annotation, cellular component: plasma membrane. The record is from RefSeq and is a predicted model, not a curated record. Gene Ontology annotation, biological process: protein phosphorylation. Lineage: Eukaryota; Viridiplantae; Streptophyta; Magnoliopsida; Asterales; Asteraceae.